Camellia sinensis is the source of this 1497-nucleotide messenger RNA. NCBI's taxonomy places the organism in Eukaryota, Viridiplantae, Streptophyta, Magnoliopsida, Ericales, Theaceae. The record is from RefSeq and is a predicted model, not a curated record.
AUGCCUUUGCUUAUUCCUGGGCGUAGAGCUCCUGGAUUUGAUGUUGAUGUGUUUUUACGACCGCUAAUAGAUGAGCUAAAUGAGUUAUGGGAGGUAGGGGUAGAGACCUACGAUGCAUCAAGUGGCUCUAAUUUUCAAUUGCGCGCAGCAUUAUUAUGGACUAUCAAUGACUUUCCUGCGUAUGGUAAUUUAUCUGGUUGGAGCACCAAAGGCAAAUUGGCUUGUCCGUCAUGCAAUGAGAAUGCAUCUCACCAAUACUUGCAUCAUUGUAGAAAAACUUGUUACAUGGGACAUCGUCGUUUUUUGCCUCAUGAUCAUUUUUUGCGAACAAGCAAGUCAUUCAAUGGUGAGCCAGAGCUUAGGUUAGAACCUAAGUUGUUAUCAGGAGAGGAGGUCUUGGGUCAAUUGGGGCAUAUAGACCCAUCAUUAUUUGGGAAAAUAGAUCACCGUGGGAAGAAGCGAAAACGUUCUCCUCAAUAUUUAAAUUGGACAAGGAGGAGCAUUUUCUUUGAUUUACCUUAUUGGAAAACCCUCAAAGUUCGUCACAACCUUGAUGUUAUGCACAUUGAAGAAAAUGUAUGUGAUAGUGUUCUAGGAACAUUGAUGAACAUUGAUGGAAAAACCAAGGACACAUACAAGGCUCGUCUUGAUCUAAUGGAUAUGGGUAUAAGGCCUGAAUUACAUCCAAGGGAAGUACAUGGCCAAACAUUCCUACCUCCUGCUUGCUUCAUGUUGUCUCCAACUGAAAAGAGGAACUUUUGUGAAUUCUUGAGUUCAAUUAAAUUGCCAGAUGGCUAUGCAUCAAACAUAUCACAUUGUGUGAACACUAGUGACUGUCGAAUUACGGGGUUGAAAAGCCAUGAUUGCCAUGUUAUCUUGCAAAGAUUGCUUCCUAUUGCUCUACGUGGAUGUUUGAAAAAGGAUGUGAGCAAGGCAUUAAUUGAGUUUAGCUUGUUCUUUCAGGAGUUAUCGUCAAAGACAUUGAGAGUUGAUGUCUUAGAACAACUAGAGAAAGAUAUUGUUUUAAUUUUGUGCAAGCUCGAGAAGAUAUUUCCACCAUCUUUUUUUGAUAUUAUGAUUCAUUUAUCCAUUCCCUUAUCGCGUGAAGCAAUCCUUGCAGGACCGGUGCAAUACCGGUGGAUGUAUGGAUUUGAAAGGUACAUGCAUAUUCUUAAGGGUUAUGUGCGCAACAAAGCUCGUCCAAAAGGAUCUAUUGCUGAAGGUUACAAUGACAAUGAGGCUCUCACUUUUUGCUCUAUGUACUUCCAUGAAGGUGUGACAAGAUUUAAUAGACCUGAACGAAACUAUGAUGGGCCUAUUGAGGCAGCACAAGAUGGAAACUUGUUUGUAUUUAGGCAAAAAGUUUGUGGAUUAGGAGCUGCAAUUAAUGAUGUGUUGAAUUUAGCGAAUUUGAAAAAAGUUCGAUGGUACGUGUUGAAUAAUUGUGAUGAAGUUCGACCAUAUAUGCUGCAAUACAUGGAUGAACUUGAAGGAUAA